Puntigrus tetrazona (Sumatra barb) is the source of this 6210-nucleotide messenger RNA. It is a transcript of the gene hephl1b, whose product is annotated as hephaestin-like 1b. Bases 372 to 3698 code for a protein of 1108 amino acids. The transcript has 18 exons. Gene Ontology annotation, cellular component: plasma membrane. Gene Ontology annotation, biological process: iron ion transport. Gene Ontology annotation, molecular function: copper ion binding; oxidoreductase activity. The record is from RefSeq and is a predicted model, not a curated record. NCBI's taxonomy places the organism in Eukaryota, Metazoa, Chordata, Actinopteri, Cypriniformes, Cyprinidae.
GCUGGUUGUUAACUGGUUGUCCGUGUUCCAAAUCACGGCCACUUUAAACUAGUGGGACAAGAUGGUUUGUUUGUUGCUAUUCCGAGAUGAUUUACCAGCUUGCACCAGCUAAUGGCCAGCUUGAAUCGGCUAAUGACCAACUACAAACCAGCCACCGUAUUAACAGCGAGCCGUCUCGGAUGAAUUCUUCCGGCAGGGAAGGGCUUCCCGUGAAUUUCAUGGGUGUGUGAAUCCCAGAAGGCUGUCAUCAUAGCUCAUGACCGCUCAUCUUAAUGUCUUUGCUGUCACGUAAUAACGGAGGGCCGCACAGAACGCUCCUGCUGAGAAUUAUCUGAGGGCUUUAGAAAGGACGGCUGUGCUUUUCUGAGACUAUGGUUACUUUCUGGACCUGUCUGCGAUAUUUGAGCAUCUUUUGUGCUGUGAUAGUAGAAGUGUCUGGAAUCAACAGAACCUUCUACAUUGGAAUUCAAGAGGAAAGCUGGAAUUAUGCACCGAGCAGCCAUAACUUGAUAACUGGGAAACCUAUUGCAGAGGAUGAGUAUGCAUCAGUGUUCCUGCAGCGUGGGCCUCGGCGGAUUGGCAGUGUGUACAAAAAGGCGAUAUACAAGCAGUACACAGACGCUUCUUAUUCUCACGAGAUCCCCAAACCCAUCUGGCUGGGCUACCUGGGCCCCAUCCUGAGGGCCGAGGUCCAUGACGUCAUCAUCGUGCACCUAAAGAACUUUGCCUCCAGACGUUACUCCAUGCAUCCUCACGGUGUCUUCUAUGAGAAGGACUCAGAAGGUGCGCUGUAUCCAGACGGAACCUCAGACACUCUAAAGAAGGAUGACGGGGUUCCACCGGGUGGAAAUUACACCUACAUCUGGACUGUGAAGAAAGAUUAUGCCCCUCAAAAGGGUGAUGCCAACUGCCUGACCUGGGCCUACCACUCCCACGUCAGCGCUUCACAAGACAUUUCCUCUGGGCUUAUUGGAGCUCUUCUCACCUGUAAGAAAGGAACCCUGCGUACUUCAGACCACCAUCAAGAUCAGCGUUCUGAUGUGGACCAGGAACUUGUCCUCUUGUUUAGUGUGGUGGAUGAGAACAUCAGCUGGUACCUGAAGGAGAACAUCCAGACCUUCUGCUUUGAUCCAUACGGUGUGGACCCUGCCAGAGAAGACUUCCAAGAAUCCAACAUGAUGCAUGCUAUUAAUGGGUACAUGUACGGCAACCUACCGGGCAUUGAGUUUUGCCAAAACCGCACGGUGGCUUUGCAUCUCUUUGGCAUGGGGAACGAGAUCGACAUUCACUCUGUUUAUUUCCACGGACACACGCUUCUGGACCGCGGGCACCGCGUGGAUGUCCUGAGUCUGUUUUCUGCCACCUUUGCCUCUGCAGAGAUGGUCCCUGCGACAAUAGGAACGUGGCUCUUGAACUGCCAAGUUAAUGAUCAUCUGAAAGCUGGUAUGCAGGCCUUGUUCAAAGUGUCAUCCUGUAAUGAUGAGAUGAACUCCACAGUUAAUUUCAGUGGGAAGAUUAGGAAAUAUUUCAUUGCUGCUGAGAAGAUUCGGUGGGACUAUGCACCAUCAGGGAUGGACAAACUGACCAAUGAGUCGCUGACCAAACCUGGGAGCAUUUCAGAGAUUUUCUUUGGGUUGAGUGGUGGUCGUCUUGGUGGAAAGUACUGGAAAGUGGUUUACAGAGAAUAUACAGAUAGCAGUUUCACUUUAAAGAGAAAACGAACCAGUGCUGAAAAUCAUCUAGGCAUUUUGGGUCCAGUACUGAGGGCUGAAGUUGGAGACACCCUUCAGGUGAUGUUUAUGAACAAAGCUGACAGAAUCUACAGUAUCCAGCCUCAUGGACUCCACUACGACAAACCCUUUGAGGGUGUCUUUUAUCAAGACGGUAUAAAAAGGAAAGGAUAUCAGGUUCAGCCAGGUGAAACGUUCACCUACAGGUGGCAGUUGAGGGAGGGACCAUCUAAAAGUGACCCUCCCUGUAUUUCCUACCUGUACUUCUCCUCCAGCGAUCCAGUCAGAGACACCAACUCCGGUCUCAUAGGCCCACUGCUGGUCUGUAAGAAAGAUGCUCUGGAUGCCAAAGGUGCUCAGAAAGACGUCAAUCUGGAGUAUUUUCUGCUGUUUACUGUGUUUGAUGAAAAUCUCAGCUGGUACUUGAAUCAGAACAUUGAAACAUAUGAUACCAAUGAAUCCGAAUUAGAGACUAUGGAGUUUCAAGAGAGCAAUAAAAUGCACGCUGUGAACGGCUUCAUGUACGGGAACCUGCCUGGCCUUGAGAUAAAUAAAGGGUUGAAGGUCAGAUGGCACCUCAUGGGUCUUGGCACAGAGAUGGACAUGCAUGGGAUUUACUUCCAAGGCAACACCUUCCAGAGACAGGGAACAAAUCGUGACACGCUGGGCCUGUUCCCACACACUGCAGUCACAGUGUCCAUGCAACCAGAUGUCAGUGGUCAGUAUAUCUAUCUACACACACACACACACACACAAGCAAUAAAAGUCACCUUCUACAUAUUUUGUGUAACUGUAGGUAUAUUUGAGGUGAGCUGUCUCGUCUCUGAUCACUAUGUUGGUGGGAUGCGACAGCUGUACAGAGUGAAGGGCUCAGAGGAUGAGGACAUUUUAGAUUCUCUGAUAGUAGAGUAUUUCAUCUGUGCUGAAGAGGUGGAGUGGGACUACUCACCCGAUCGCACCUGGGAGCUGCAAAACUUCAACACCACUGAGGACAAAAGUCCUGGCAGUUUAUUUGUGGGAACUGGAAAAAACAGACUAGGCUCCAGAUAUAAGAAAGCAGUUUAUCGAGAAUACACUGACGCCACCUUCAGAACAAGAAAACUGAGACAACCACAAGAGGAACACUUGGAGAUUUUGGGACCUAUAAUCCGAGCUGAAGUAGGUCAGGUUUUGCUGAUCACAUUCAUGAACAGAGCCAGCCGUCCUUACUCAAUACAGGCGCAUGGAGUCAGGACUUCUUCUAAACCAGAGGCCGUCAUGCCAGGAAAUAUGACUCAGUACUGGUGGACCAUUCCGGUGAAAUCCGGUCCAGGGGUGUCUGACCCGAACUGCAUUGCAUUUGCCUACCGCUCAGCCGUGGACUUUGUUAAGGACACAGCCAGUGGUCUCAUUGGGCCAUUAAUAAUCUGCAGGAAAGGUAUACUGGACCAGGACAGACAGAGAGUGGAUGUAGAUAGAGAAUUUGCUCUCCUCUUUAUGGUGUUUGAUGAGAACAAAUCCUGGUAUCUGGAGGAAAACAUUCGGUCCUACUACAACAGCUCAGAACCUCUUCUGAGAGAUGCUGAGUUUCAGAAAAGCAACAAUAUGUAUGGGAUCAAUGGGAAGCUCUACGCAAAUCUUCAUGGUCUAGAAAUGGUGGAGGGAGAAAGGGUUGUUUGGUACCUGUUUGGGAUGGGCAAUGAAGCAGACAUUCACACCGUCCAUUUUCACGCCGAGACAUUCACCUACAAGGCAGAUGAGGCUCACCGGACUGACGUGUAUGACCUGAUCCCAGGAUCGUUUCAGACGUUGGAGAUGGUGGCGGAGGUCAACGGAACGUGGCUUCUGCACUGUCAUGUUGCUAACCACAUCCGUGCUGGAAUGGAGACGACAUUUAUUGUCAAACCCAAAUCAGACGGUGGCAGAGUGAGGACAGAUUUAAGCAGCCUUUGCUUUCUGCUCACAAUCGUGCUCAAAAUGAUAUGCUGAUUGAUCUGUGGACAUAUAUUACUUGACCACAAUUUCAACAGAUUUAUUUGUAACAGUGUACCGUUCAAAGGUUUAGGGCCGGUAGGACUAUUAUACGUUUUUGAAAGACGUCUGUAAUGCUCAACACAUUUAUUCGACUAAAUAUGUAGUAAAACAGUAUCGUCAAAUAUUAUUAAACCUUACAACAAUACUUUUCAUUUUUAUAUUUUUAAAGCUUAAUUUUCAGCAGUUAUUACUCCAGUCUUCAGUGUCACAUGAUCUUUUGAAGUCAUUCAAAUAUGCUGAUUUGCUGAAACACUUCUUAAUAUUGUCAAUUUAAAAAAAAAAAAGAUUUUGUGUGAAACAUGAUACGAAUCUCAGAUGAAUAGAAAUUAAAUUAAAUUACAAUUUAAUGCAUAUUUGCUGCAUUCAUUUAUCCAAUCAUAAAAGUAUUAGAAACCGUAUUAACCCUAAACAUUUGAACGGUAGCGAAAUUUUAAAGAAAAAAAAGGGCUGAUUAUUUGUACUUCUGAAGUUAUAAUAAAGGCACAAUUUUCAUCAUCAUGAUAAAGAAACUGUAGGUAUGUAGGUAUUUUUAUAUAUUUCUGUUAGCUUACAAAUCUUGAUGAUAAAUAAAGGGUACAUAUUUUGAUUCUGUUAGAGACAUUUAAACACAUUUUAGAGCUGAAGGUAUAUACGAAUAUACGUUGUUUUGAAAAAAAAGAUGAAAUAAUAGAUUGCUAUGGUCAAGUUUUGAUGCAUCAAAGUGAAACAGCAACACUCAAAUGUGAAACGUACUGCAAGACCACCUAAUGAGAGAAGAGGUCAGUACCUUCUCCAUAUGCCUUCAUUAAGACUGUUAAUAAGCAUUUGCUCUCAGUGUAGUUUUUGGAACAAAGGUCUACCUUAUUCUGGCGUUAAAGUGUAAAAUCAUGAAUUUCACAAGGCCCCUUCAGACCAACGUGAGAAAGAACUAAAAUCACAGAGGAUGGCGUUAAAAGUGAAAAACAAGUGUGAGCUGAUUGGAGCUUAUGUAACCGGGGCGAGCAGUUGUUUUUGUUCCUCUAGCUUCGUUUGAUGUGCUCGUUUUGAGCUCGGGACCGAAUGUAGUUCAUCACGUAGGCUUUAGUGCCCAGUUGAGGAUUAUGAUGUAAAGAAUUGAACCUUGCCAGUAAACAUUUGACUUUAAAGUCCUCAAGAAACUUCUCAGAAUGCUUAUCAGCACCCGUGAAUGGUUCCUAUUUUCUUAUCGAAACUGCGCUUUUGUUUUGCAAAGAUAAUAUGUCUGAACCCCCGAUCAAGUGUUUACUCUUGACAGUGAUAAAGCAUUGAUCACAUGCUAGAAACAUGCAUAUCAGCUGGCUAUAGGAAAGAAUGCAAAACUCAUUCAAAUAAACAAGCUAACUGACACGCACCGUUUCCUUGUCAUUAAUCAUUGGUUGUUUUCGGUCUAUAAUGUACUACUAUAAACAGAUAUGUUAUUUUAAAUAACUUUUUAAAUGUGUAUCCAGCUGUCAACAGUUUACAGAUGAUAUAUUUAACAUGAUAAACGUGUUUGUGCGUAUGUCAGCUAUCAGUCAUGUUGAUAUGACAGUGAUAGGCAAAUACCUUUUUUUUUGCUGAUUAGGUUGAUCAAUACUACUUUGUUAUGCAAUGAUUUAAUCGAAAACGCCAGACUAACCGAGCGUGAUGCUGUCUCGAGAGCUCGUCUGUAAAAAAUGUGACGUUUAAUGUUUGCAUCAAGAUUUAUAAGUAGAUUGAAAGUAAUACCCGGUAACUGCUUCGCGCCUGUCAGAGCAGGUUUUCGAGCGCGCGCAAAGUCUCUGUUCCGGUAAAUAACACGAGGUCGACGUGUUUCGAGAAUAACAGCCGCUGAAAACCGGUCCGUUUAUGACACGAACAAAACAAUAAAACACAUUCGGGCAUGUGGAAUUUAAGCAUGAAUCUCUGCUUUUACCGCUAUGUGACAAAAAUCAGCAUAGUAACCAUAAUUUUUUUUUUUUGCCAAGAAGUCCAGAUUAACCUGGUUUUUCAGCAAGGAUAGCUUCUGGUCUGUCAGAAAAUAGGUUACUAUGUUAUUUAUUCUUCGGUAGAUGCGGUUUGAGAGUGAGUUAAGCAGCCUAACACGUUAUUUAACGUCAGUAUUUCAGACACUUCGAGCUGUUUUUGUUGACUUCUGUCUACGACACAGUUUGCGGUCUUAUCUGCAUUUUGCAAUUCAGCAUAUCACCCCUCGUCCGAAAACAAGUUCAGGAAACCGUGACAUUAAACAAUGACUUCAUGUCAAAUUAUUACCGCGACAGCUGUAAUGUCUUCGAGACGGAUUCAUCUUCACUUCAUCCACCUUCAUAACUCAAGUUCUAACUGCGGCUCAGGAAAUAAUUAUAUGGGCUAAUCAAUAAACUCGCUCGAAAAUAUUGAUUUCGGCGUUGAUGAAAAGGAACUCCCGUUAAAUGAGGCGACGAAUGUAAAAACUAUUUCCUGUACAAAAUCGAGCCCAAUUUGCCCGCUUCUUUGAAUGCAGAUAAAUUCA